Molecule: messenger RNA, 1686 nt
Organism: Urocitellus parryii (Arctic ground squirrel)
Lineage: Eukaryota; Metazoa; Chordata; Mammalia; Rodentia; Sciuridae
Source: RefSeq, a predicted model, not a curated record
AUGUCCACUGAACGGACUUCUUGGACAAGCAUGUCCACUAUUCAGAAAAUAGCCCUGGGCCUUGGGAUUCCAGCCAGUGCAACAGUUGCCUAUAUCCUAUACCGCAGAUACAGGGAAAGCAGAGAAGAGCGGCUGACAUUUGUUGGGGAGGACGACAUCGAGAUAGAGAUGCGAGUUCCCCAAGAGGCUGUGAAGCUCAUCAUUGGUCGGCAAGGAGCCAAUAUUAAACAGCUGCGGAAACAGACAGGUGCACGGAUUGAUGUGGACACAGAGGAUGUAGGCGAUGAGCGAGUGCUGCUUAUCAGUGGUUUUCCUGUUCAGGUGUGCAAGGCCAAAGCAGCAAUCCACCAGAUCCUGACAGAGAAUACCCCAGUGUCUGAACAGCUCUCAGUCCCCCAGAGAUCUGUGGGCAGAAUCAUAGGGAGAGGCGGCGAGACAAUUCGUUCUAUCUGUAAGGCUUCUGGAGCCAAAAUUACCUGUGACAAAGAAUCAGAGGGCACAUUACUAUUAUCGAGACUUAUAAAAAUCUCAGGAACACAGAAGGAAGUGGCAGCAGCCAAGCAUUUGAUACUGGAAAAAGUUUCAGAAGAUGAAGAACUUCGGAAGAGAAUUGCCAAUUCUGCAGAAACCAGAGUCCCACGAAAGCAGCCAAUCAGUGUGAGAAGAGAGGAGGUGACAGAGCCAGGUGGAGCUGGAGAACCAACUUUAUGGAAAAACAGCAGUUCUAGCAUCGGGCAAGCUGCACCCCUGGCAGCUUCUCCCUGCAAAGGAAGUGGCGACAUGGCUAUUGUAGGCCCAAAAAAUGGUUCCAAGGAGAAACCUAACGGUGACAGCUUUCAGAAGUCUGGAGACCAGACCAGUCCUGAGAUGUCCAUGUUUGAAAUCCCCAGUCCCGAUUUCAGUUUUCAUGCUGAUGAGUACCUGGAAGUCUACGUCUCUGCUUCCGAACAUCCUAACCACUUCUGGAUCCAAAUUAUUGGCUCCCGCAGCCUGCAACUAGAUAAGCUUGUGAGUGAGAUGACCCAGCACUAUGAGAAUAGUCUGCCUGAAGACUUGACUGUGCAUGUAGGAGAUAUUGUAGCAGCACCUUUAUCUACAAAUGGUUCCUGGUAUCGAGCCAGGAUCCUUGGCACCUUGGAGAAUGGGAACUUGGACCUCUACUUUGUUGACUUUGGAGAUAAUGGAGAUUGCCCACUGAAGGACCUCAGGGCUCUCAGGAGUGACUUCCUAAGCCUUCCAUUUCAAGCAAUAGAAUGUAGUCUGGCCCGGAUUGCCCCCUCAGGUGAACAGUGGGAAGAGGAAGCUUUGGAUGAGUUUGACAGACUGACUCACUGUGCUGAUUGGAAACCCCUGGUGGCCAAAAUCUCUAGCUAUGUCCAGACUGGGAUCUCAACUUGGCCAAAGAUCUAUUUAUAUGACACAAGCAAUGGGAAGAAACUUGAUAUUGGGCUAGAAUUAGUUCGUAAAGGAUAUGCAGUUGAGCUUCCUGAAGAUGUGGAAGAAAACAGAGCUGUCCCUGACAUGUUAAAGGAUGGGGCCACAGAAACAGAUGCCUCUCUUGCCAGCAUGCUCACUGAAUCCAAAAAAAGCCCUGGAGAGAUGGCACAUACCCUGUCCUGCCUCAGCUUAUCAGAAGCUGCCUCUAUGUCUGGUGAUGAUAACCUUGAAGAUGACUACUUACUCUGA